AUGGAACUUGAUGAACAAACUCUUUUACAAUCAUUAAUAAAAAAUUCAUCUGAUGAUUUAUCAACAAAUUCAAUUGAUUAUACAUCAUAUCUUUCUUAUCUUCAAACAUUAUUUACAUAUGAUACAGAACGUUUACAUCGUGAAUUAGAAUAUUUAAAUGAUGAAAAAUGUUCAAAAUCAACACAAAUGUUAUCAUUAAUAUUUAAUAAUUAUUCAACAUUUAUUCAAACAGCUGAAUGUUCAAAAAAUAUUUCAAAUGAUUUUUCAACAAUUGAAGAACGUUUAUCAAUUAUAUUAAAACAACUUGAUCAAUUUUCAUCUUGUUGUCAAAAAUUUAUACGUGAAACAGAACAAACAAAUUAUUUACGUAAACAAAAUAUGUUUACAUUACAAAAAUAUCCACAAUUAUUAGAAAUACUUGAAAUACCACAAUUAAUGGAUACAUGUGUACGUAAUGAUUAUUUUGAUGAAGCACUUGAAAUAGUUACAUAUUGUAAACGUUUGGAAAGAAAAUUUUCUUUAUCAACAAAUAAAAUAAUAUUAUCAACAACAACUUCACAUAUACCAAUUAUAAUAAAUAUUGUUAAUGAUGUACGUUUAUCACUUGAAUAUAUGCUUGAACAAUUAAUAAAUCAACUUCAAACAAAUAUACAAUUACCAGCUUGUUUACGUAUAAUGGGUUUUAUUCGUCGUAUGGAUAUUUAUAAUGAACUUGAAUUACGUCUUUGUUUUCUUCAAGCACGUACAAAUUUUUUACAUAAACGUUUAGGUUUAAUUCAACAACAAUAUUCAUCAACAAAUAUGAUUGAUUAUUAUGAACAUGCAUCAAAAUAUAUUGAUGAAACACGUAAUAUACUUUUUGAUAUUGUUACACAAUAUCGUGCAUUAUUUAGUGAUGAUGAUACAACAUUAUAUGUAACAUUUAAUCGAAAUGAAUUUAUUAAAGAAACAAAUUUAUUUCGUUCAUGGCUUAUUUAUCGUUUAAGUGAAUUUUUAAAAGUAUUGCAAAUUGAUUUACAACAUUGUAGUGGUUCACAAUAUCAACGACUUGAAUCUUUACUUGGUCAAGUAAUGUAUUUUGGUGCAUCAUUUUCUCGAUAUGGUUUUGAUUUUCGACCAUUAUUUAUACAAUUUUUUUCUCGUACAACUUUAACAAAUUUUCAAAAUUCACUUCAUGAAGCUAAUCAUUUAUUUGAACAAUUACUUAAUUCAUAUACAUUUGAUCAAUAUGUUCAAUUAACAACAUUAGAUUCUUCAACAAUAACAAUAAAUCCAUUUUCACCACCAAUGAUUCUUGUUAAUUAUACUCCAUUAGCUGUUUAUUGUAAUGUUUUACUUACAGGAUUUAAUGAUCUUCGUCUUUGUUGUCCUUUAUCAAUUGUUUUAACUAUUAAACAACUUAUUACUGAUUCAUUAAUACAUAUUAGAAAUAUUUUAACAAAUUAUUAUAAAUCUGAAAAAGUAACAUUAACUGUUAUUGAAUCUGAACAUUUCAUUGAUUUUUUACGUAUAUUUAUUAAAAUAUUUAUUCCAUAUAUAAGUAGUUGUAUUCAAGUAUUAUUUCCUGAUGCACAAUUAGCUCGUGAAUUAGGUGUAUCAGUUUUGGAUAUAAGUGAAAAAUCGAAAUUAAAUCAAAUUAAUAUUGAACAAAUUAUUGAACCAAUUAAAAAUAUAAUUGAUUCUGUAAUGUCAAAAAAAAAGAUUCAAUCAAAUGAAAAUAAUAUUUCAUCAGAAAUAAAAGAACACAUUCCAAUAUCAGAAGAAGUACAACAACAACAAGAACAACAAGAUGAACAAGAAAAAAUAGAAGAUAUUGAUAAUAAAUCUAAUAUAGUUGAAUAA
Molecule: messenger RNA, 1842 nt
Organism: Rotaria sordida
Lineage: Eukaryota; Metazoa; Rotifera; Eurotatoria; Philodinida; Philodinidae
Source: the annotation of a GenBank genome assembly